AUGAAUGUGUCAAUGAAUCACCAAGCCGCCCCCUUUCGCCACGUUGCUCCUGGGAAUCAUGCCACCCUCCCUCCGUGA
Caenorhabditis briggsae is the source of this 78-nucleotide messenger RNA. The transcript is spliced from 2 exons. The record is from RefSeq and is a predicted model, not a curated record. Bases 1 to 78 code for a protein of 25 amino acids. Lineage: Eukaryota; Metazoa; Nematoda; Chromadorea; Rhabditida; Rhabditidae.